Messenger RNA from Polistes dominula (European paper wasp), 4531 nucleotides. RefSeq lists its product as uncharacterized. Lineage: Eukaryota; Metazoa; Arthropoda; Insecta; Hymenoptera; Vespidae. The record is from RefSeq and is a predicted model, not a curated record.
GAAGUACCAACAUAUAUACGUACCCACAUUAUACGUUACUACGUUGUUGGAAUUUCACCAUAAAUGCAUUUACAUAUAUCCCAAGAGAUCGUGCGACUUUUCUGUAACUUGAUUUACGACGAGAGGUGUCGCGGAAUAUUCUAUCUCAGCAACUCGUUAAAGGAUACUCAAGGAAUAUGUUAUCAUCGUCUUGGCUAUUUCGAUAAAGUAAAGUAAUUCGUCCCUCGAAUUCUCUUGCAAUUUAGUCGAAUGAUGAUGUGCCAAUGUUUAUUUCUUCGAUCGUUCAACGAUACUUUACAUGUGCAUGUAUGCAUGCCAUACGAUACCGAGCAAAGCACGUUCGAGCUUUAUCGUGGUCCUUCGUUUGAGAGUAAAACAUUAAGAAAAAGGAGGUGAUAUUUUGUAUUCGUGUCAGCUUAUUUGGAACGUCCCGGAUAACGUAACGUGAGCGGGCUCGUGCCUUCUUGCACGCACUGUCCAAUUUCUUGCGUGAACAUGACGAAUGUGAAAGUAACCUUGAAUUGCGGAUCAUCUGCCCGGAUCGAUAAAUAUUUCGGUGAAAAAUACUUUCGGACUCAUUCGAUUCGAUGACAUUAAUCGAAGAGCCACCAAGACAACAACAACAGCCAAUCUUACUUUCUUCUUCGAUUACGAUCGAUUCGAUUUAAUUGUCGUCUUUGAUUACGUGAUUAACGAUUGAUCGGAGCCUUUAAUUAUUUCUCUUUUUUGUGGAAGACUUUCUUGUCGAAGUUGCGUCGAAGAUGUAGAACAAAGAUAAUCAAUCGCGAGAUCUUUUCUAUUCGUGUUGCGUGUUAUACAGGUAUUACACAUAUAAUUGAUCUAAUCCUUUCUCUUUCUUUCUUAUAAAGAGGACGUAUAAAUCAAUUAUUGCAAAAUAUGUGUUAUCUCUUGUUAGCAAUAAAUAUUUCCCACCUUUUGCAAAAGUCUCUUGCAAAAUACACACGCUAGAUAAUAGAUAAAGAUAGCGAGAUAGAUAAAAAUAGAGAAAGAGAGAAUGAGAUAGCACAUACGAUAGACUCAAGAGUUCUCUCUAGUUCGCGAUUACGCCAUUGGUUAAGGUGUCUUAGUUAUAUGGAUGAAAAGGUGAGAAGAAGAAGGGGAUUCGACGAGGUGAGAAUACGAUAAUCUCCCUCGUCGAUUCACUCGCAGUGUCACGACGCAUAUGGAUGUACACAGUGAGCCAUUACGACACCCACGAUGCUGCCAAGACAAAAGAGAAGGAGGAGCUCAAGGGAAGGAGAAGGAUAAGGUGAAGGAGGUGAAGAACACCGGUAGGAGCUUGCGAGACUCUUUGGAAUCCAGCUGUAGAUCCAUCGAUCACAAAUCGUAGCUCGCGUUCUACCUGCCGACGAGUCACGAUGCGAACGUUUGAUAUUUCUCAUUCUUCUUCAAAGUUUUGAGGUCGUUAAAGCGAUCGCAUUAUAAAAAAAAAAAAAUAAAAAACAAACAAAAUUCUUUUCGCACGGUUCUGACGAAAAGGAAGUAAUCACGCUGAGAACAUUUUAUUUUCUCUUUUAUUUUCAACGACAAAAUUGUUGUGAAACUAAAGCUCUUUGAUUGAGAAAAUAAAGGCAAGGAUAUAACGAGCGAGGUUUUUUAUUGCAUGACAAAUCUUUAAUAUAAGUGUGUGCUGGAUCAAGAAUAAAGAAAAUAGUGUCUUAACGAUCUCUGUCAGAGAUGAAUUAUCGUACGUUGAUCUUUUAAUUGUAAGAAGCGUUUGUUCUUUCACAUGGGUACUACCGUUUCUCGUAGACACAUGGCCCACGAUCUCUUUGCGAUACACGCUUUUACGAUAAUCAAUCAUCGUGCGUCAGCUCGAGCAUAAAUAAUAGCAUUCAUGAGUUUCGAGUAUGCGUACAAUUUUGUAUGUUUGCAACCAUCAACCGAUAUAUUUUGUGCUACCGUUUUUCAUAGAUUCAAUUUUAUCUAUUUUUUUUAAUCUUACAGUAUCGUCUAUUUUUCAUUGAUUAUUUUUUCCCUUGACAAAAAUAGUAUUUCGUAUGAAAGGUGACUAAGAACAUCGAUUAUUCGUAUGCAUAUAAUUCGGUACAUACACGAGAACGCAGAAGGAAAGGAAAAUAAUUGAUUGUAACAAGAGCCGAGUGAGUUUACAUAAAUAUUUUACAACUUUAAGGCCCAGCGUGUUGAACGUCGCGCCCUUGUAUUGAAAUUUGAUUACAAAUUUAUCUUUUAUUUGAUCGACAGACGUUAUUUAAUCUCGAUAGGUAAUUAAGAUUUACAUCGUUUGGCAAGACUCGCGUCGUUUAUCUUUUCCUCGGAAAAAUACGAGUCCGACCACGCAAAAGUUGUUCGCGUCAGUGUUGAAUAAUCGUACGGUCUUUCGGUGAAAACACACCACCACCGUAAACCAGCAGCAGCUGGCCUUUUAUGAGCAGCCACAAAACUCUGACCCGUGAUCGUUCUACAACCAUCAUUAUGCGGUGACAGGAAGAUUAAGAAAAAUGUCCCGAUGUCGGUGAUGACAGAAGAGAGAAGAAGGACCGUGCGUUACCAAAACGACGGUAGGUCGUUCUAAAAGAGCAUGCCGCGGUGGUUACUCGCCCUGGACGAACCAGCAUCCAACCCAUGCGGUAGCAUUGUUAUCGGCCACGAACCACGGGGGUACGAUCUCUCGACUUUCACGAAAUUCUCUUUUAUAGAGGAUUCAACUUGUGGAGGACGCAACGGCGACCUUGUAAAUUACGCGGCACCAUUCGAAAGCUUACGUAAUUUUACGAAGCAAAAUUCACUGCUAAAUGUUCCAAGGACGUUAAACUGUUGGACCGUAUCAGGGGAUGCUCGAACGCGAGAAAGUCCGUACCGGUGCCGCAAUCGCAACGGCCUUGACAGUUUCAACUGGGAACCGGAUCAUUCCAGACGGCGUCGUUUCAUCCCUACAAUUACCGAACGAUCGGUACGCCUGUAACCCCGAUAGCAUUUAUUCCCUAUCUAGAAACGAUCUUCACGAAGUCGAAUGGGUAGAACCUGAUUCGGUGGAUGCUGAAGUAUCGAGAUUAGUAGCUGGAUCCACGACAACGACGACAACGACGACGACGCGAAAUAAUCCAAGACGAUGUUGCAGAACUUCGACGAGUUCAGGCUACUCGAGCCAUUCGCCUCCUUUAUCAGCAGGUUCCUAUUCCUGUUACGCGUUUGCUGGACCUGGCCAGAGUAUUUUUCGAUCAACAGCUCCGCAAUCUAUGAAAGAUCAGCUCGGAGGAGGUCUUGCAGUGAUACACGAAGGCGAAGCAAUUCCACGUCCCAUUUGGCCGUCUGUCUUUACCAAUGUUCCGCAAGAAUUUUGUAUCCACGAUGACGGCAAAACCGAAUACGAUAGAAUGUACACGUGUUGCGGAUGUGGUUGCACGUAUACUUACUCGUGCUACGAUUGGAAUUACGGUCGAGCUACGGCUACGUCGGCACGCGAGAUUCUUCUAGAAUUAUCUAGGACAUUGAACUCCGUAAUAGAAGGUGAAACGACGAUGACACCCGAAGAGAUUUUGCAAAAUAUCUCGAAAACCGUGGCUCAAGGUAUAAGCUUGAAGAAGAAUAGUAUUUAUGAGUACGUAUGUUACAAUCCAGCAUGGUUGAAUGGGGGAAAGAACACGUCGUCUAUUCUGAGCAGUCAAAAUUCGUCUCAAUCUAUGGGAAAGGAUUCGUCGUCGUUGCAAAGUCGUGCGAAAAAUUCUUCAAGCUCGUCAUCGACGAGGGUAAAUCCAGUUAAUUCUAAAGUUUACGGUAGCACCCGUAAAUUUCACAAUUCGGCUUGGUCAACGUCUAGGUGUACCUGCGAACCAUCAAAUAAAAUCAUUGAAUCGUCAAGACGUGAAAAUGAUAGACAACGAUUGGAUAAGAAGACUCCUUCUUCCACUACGGAGAUUCAUUGUCAAAAACCAUUGGAUUUGUGUACCUGUAAAUGCUUUAAAGAAUCUAUUCAGCAAUCUAGAAGGAAGUUAAGUACUUGUACCAGUGUUCAUAUCGGAGAUAGCGGUAAACAGGCCAACGUCGUUGGACUAGGUGGUUUGAAACAAAAUCGAAAUGGUCUUGUUUCCGGUGAACCAGAAUACACGAUGCAGCUGGAGUCCAGUGACGGUGGUUCCUCGAACGAAGGGAUAGUCGUGCCAUCGACGAAAGGUACCUGGAAUCAUCGCGAUACGAGGGGAUUCGUCGGCGAUUUGGAUUUCACGUUGGAUGUCACGCGUGCCGAACGUUUGGGUCGAGCUAUUGCGAAAGCGAAAAGGAAUCGGCAAUGGUGCAGAAUUCUGACUACCUUAUUCGGACUAGUCUUCUUUGUUUUAAGUGUUGUCGUUGUCUCGUUGUCGGUUACAAGAGGCCGAAAAGUUUUUGGAAGUAUGUGAACACAACAAAUUGUUCUUUUUCUUUUUAUUUUGUAUUUUUUCUUCCCGUUGUUGAAGAACGAAAAUGUCUUGCGACUGAUACUUUUUGCUAAGUACGUAUAUAUUUUUCAGUACCUUAUACCAAUUAAGUCAAAUAAUAAUAAUAAAAGAAA